UAAUAAUAAUAAUAAAAGAAGUGAUAUUUAGGUGUUGAUUGGUAUUGGUCACAAUAAGCAUCUCUUUCGGCGCUUUUCCCUUCAUCCCACCUGUCGUACAAUUUCUCUCUCCCAAACCCCCAAACCUCUCAAAAUGACCAAUUCGACGACUCAACGACGAAUCCCUAGCUUCGGCGGCGGCGGCGGCGGCGGCCCUGACGACACCGUGUGGGAGUGCGUCAUCCCCUACGCGCGUGACCGCGGCGCGGUGUCGCUGGUGUGCAAGCGCUGGUACGAGAUCGACGCCAUCACCCGCAAGCACGUCACCAUGGCGCUCUGCUACACCGCCACCCCGCAGCAGCUCUCGCGCCGCUUCCCCCAGCUGGAGUCGCUCAAGAUCAAGGGCAAGCCGCGCGCCGCCAUGUUCAACCUCAUCGGCGAGGACUGGGGCGGCUACGCGGCGCCCUGGGUGCAGGAGGUCACCAGAUCCUUCGCCAGGAUGAAGGCGCUGCACUUCCGGCGCAUGAUAGUGUCGGAUUCCGAUCUACAGCUGCUCGCCGCGUCGGCCGCCGGCGGCGUGCUCGAGGUCUUGAAGCUCGAUAGGUGCUCCGGUUUCAGUACGGACGGGCUCCGGCAUAUUGGACGCGCCUGCAGGAAUCUGAGAACUUUAUAUAUCGAAGAGAGCAUCAUAGCUGAGCAUGAUGGGGAGUGGCUGCAUCAGCUUGCUUCAAAUAAUACUGUUCUUGAAAACCUAAACUUUUUCAUGACUGAUCUCAAGAGUGUUAGAUCUGAAGACAUUGAGUUGCUAGCGAGGAGAUGCCCAUCUUUGACCUCCGUGAAAAUAAGUGAUUGUGAUAUUUCAAAGCUAGUUGAGUUUUUCAGAAAUGCGGGUUCACUGGAAGAGUUCGCUGGCGGCUCUGUAACUGAGCCGCUAGCUCAGAAUGGUGAAGUUAGUUCUUCCGAGCAAUUGGAAAGGUAUAGUUCAAUUUCGUUCCCCCCAAAAUUGUGCCGGUUGGGACUUACUUAUUUGGGAAGAGCAGAGCUGCCGAUCGUGUAUCCUAUUGCUGCAAAGCUUAAAAAGCUGGAUCUCCUUUAUGCCCUGCUCGACACAGAAGGCCACUGCCAGAUACUACAAAUAUGCCCAAAUUUGGAAGUUCUUGAGGCAAGAAAUGUUCUUGGAGAUAGGGGAUUGGAGGUUCUUGCUCGAUACUGUAAAAGCAUGAAAAGGCUUAGGAUAGAGCGAGGAGCUGAUGAACAAGAUAUGGAAGAUGUUGAAGGCGUGGUCUCACAGAGAGGACUAAUCGCUUUGGCUCAAGGUUGCCUUGAACUGGAAUACUUGGCAGUAUAUGUGUCGGAUAUUACAAAUGCAGCAUUGGAAUGCAUGGGUACACACUCAAAAAAUCUAUGUGACUUCCGGUUGGUCUUACUCGACAGAGAGGAAAGCAUAACAGAUUUGCCUCUUGACAAUGGAGUCCGAUCCCUGCUAGUAGGUUGCGAUAAACUCAUUAGGUUUGCCUUGUAUCUUCGUAAAGGAGGGUUGACAGACGUAGGCCUCGGUUACAUAGGUCAGUAUAGUCCUAAAGUGACAUGGAUGCUUCUCGGUUAUGUUGGGGAAUCUGAUGAAGGUCUUCUGGAGUUCUCCAAGGGUUGUCCGAGCCUUCAAAAGCUCGAAAUGAGAGGAUGUUGUUUCAGCGAACGUGCACUAGCCACGGCUGCUCUUCGGUUGUCUGCUCUUAGAUACUUGUGGGUGCAAGGAUACAUUGCAUCUGGAUCGGGUGAUGGUCGAGAUCUCUUAGCUAUGGCGAGGCCAAACUGGAAUAUCGAGUUGAUACCAGCUACGCGACACAUUGUUCACGAUGAACAGAGACAACGACUAGUAAUUGUCGAGGACCCUGCUCACAUUCUUGCUUACUAUUCCCUUGCAGGGCAAAGAACCGAUUUUCCGAGUACUGUCAUUCCUCUGGACCCUAGAGCUUUCCGCGAUCCCUAGAUCCGUCACACGACGUGGCGAUUGUGCUUGCCUGCUCUUCCUCGGUAACGUACUGUUUAUUAGCUCUGUUGCGCUGUCUGAUUACAUAAUUUUUUCUGUUAAAUUUUGAUUUCUUCAUUUGUGAUGAAGCAGACCAUGCCUGGGAUGCUUAUGGAGCUCUUGGUAGUGUUGACUGAUCUAUUAAGUCGAAUUUAAUUAAUGCAUACAUACUGUAAGUGUAAAUAAUUAGUUGUUGAUGAUCUCUUUCCACGUCUGAUUGUGUUAUGAAUGAAUAUCUGAUGUUAAAUUAUGAGUUAAUGGGGGUAUUGCCAAAA
This is a messenger RNA of Salvia miltiorrhiza (redroot sage), 2283 nucleotides long. RefSeq names its product coronatine-insensitive protein 1-like. Lineage: Eukaryota; Viridiplantae; Streptophyta; Magnoliopsida; Lamiales; Lamiaceae. The record is from RefSeq and is a predicted model, not a curated record. Bases 134 to 1969 code for a protein of 611 amino acids. The transcript has 3 exons. Gene Ontology annotation, cellular component: SCF ubiquitin ligase complex. Gene Ontology annotation, biological process: SCF-dependent proteasomal ubiquitin-dependent protein catabolic process.